AUGGAUAUCUUCUAUGCUUCUCUCCUAUCUCUUUUUGUUCUUGUGGUUUCUUUCUCUCUUCAUUUUUUCAUCUACAAGUUGAAAACGACGGAAGACGGGAGAGUACUUCCACCMGGUAGAACAGGGUGGCCCAUUAUUGGAGAAAGUUUUGAAUUUCUUGCAACAGGAUGGAAAGGCCAUCCUGAAAAGUUCAUAUUUGACCGUAUGUCAAAGUUUUCACCUAUAGUGUUUAGGACAUCUCUUAUGCUUGAGGAUGCUGCAGUGUUUUGUGGGGCCCAAGGUAACAAGUUCUUGUUCUCAAAUGAGAACAAGCUUGUACAGGGAUGGUGGCCCGCUUCAGUUGAUAAAAUCUUCCCUUCAUCUGAUAAGACCUCGAAGAUAGAAGCUAUUAAGAUGAGAAAGAUGCUUCCCAACUUCUUCAAGCCUGAAGCCCUACACCGUUAUGUCCCCAUUAUGGAUGUUGUAACACAACAACACUUUGCUAAUGGAUGGGAGGGGAAGGAUGAAGUUGUGACUUAUGAACUCACCAAGAACUUCACCUUUUGGCUUGCAUGCAAAAUCUUUGUCAGUAUUGAUGACCCUGAACGGGUCAGAUACCUAUCUGGCCCGUUUGAGAGCAUCGCUUUGGGGCUCCUUUCGAUCCCCAUUAACCUUCCUAGAACACCAUUCCGAAGAGGGAUCAAUGCGGCCAAUUUUAUCAGAAAAGAGCUCAUAGCGAUAGUCAAGCAAAGAAAGAUUGAUUUGGCUCAAGGGAAAGCAACACCAACUCAAGACAUAUUGUCACACAUGCUUCUGUUUAGCGAUGAAGAUGGGAAGUUCAUGGGAGAAUACGAYAUCGCUGACAAGAUUCUAGGGUUGUUGAUUGGUGGCCAUGACACUGCAAGCUCCGCUUGUGCUUUUCUCGUCAAGUAUCUUGCUGAGUUGCCUGAGAUCUAUGAUGGAGUCUACAAAGAACAAAUGGAGAUCGCAAAAUCUAAAGCACCUGGAGAAUUGUUGACUUGGGAGGAUCUAUCAAAGAUGAAGUACUCAUGGAAUGUUGCAUGUGAAGUUCUUAGAUUAGCACCACCCCUCCAAGGUGCUUUUAGAGAAGCCAUUACUGAUUUUAUGUACAAUGGUUAUUCUAUACCUAAGGGUUGGAAGGUAAUUUACACAUUACAUAAUGUUUACAAAAGGACUUCAUUUAGAAAUCAAAAAUAUAUUAGGAAUCGAGGAAACAAAUAUUCAUUAUGA
Molecule: messenger RNA, 1230 nt
Organism: Cynara cardunculus var. scolymus (artichoke)
Lineage: Eukaryota; Viridiplantae; Streptophyta; Magnoliopsida; Asterales; Asteraceae
Product: beta-amyrin 28-oxidase-like
Exons: 2
Coding region: 1-1230 (409 amino acids)
Biological process (GO): sterol metabolic process
Molecular function (GO): heme binding; monooxygenase activity; iron ion binding
Source: RefSeq, a predicted model, not a curated record